Molecule: messenger RNA, 376 nt
Organism: Meloidogyne enterolobii
Lineage: Eukaryota; Metazoa; Nematoda; Chromadorea; Rhabditida; Meloidogynidae
Source: the annotation of a GenBank genome assembly
GAUGACUAUCCAGAUUAUUCUGUCGGAAAUCAAAGACCGCCUGGCAUGUGUUAAUGGCCUUUGCUGUACUCGAACAGGAGAUGAGUGGAAAAAUUCUUGUGGGGGUGCAAUGGCUGUUUCAAUUUGUUUUGAGGAUGGUUCCUGCCCGGAUAGACUAGUUCGUACUUCCUCAGAUUAUUGUUGUGAAUGUCCAUAUGGACAGGCUGCAGGAAAAUGUGCUCAUGGGUGUCCUCCCAACUAUUCAUGUGAUUAUGGUGGAGAAUAUUGUUGCCCUAAAUGUCCACAGGGGGAUAGACCUUAUGGCUCUUGCUUUAACGGUGAAUGUGCUACAGGAUAUAUUUGCUCUGCAGGAAAUAUUUGUUGUAACAGAAAAUAA